Messenger RNA from Lepidothrix coronata (blue-crowned manakin), 1278 nucleotides. Its product is annotated as feather beta keratin-like. Gene Ontology annotation, molecular function: structural constituent of cytoskeleton. Lineage: Eukaryota; Metazoa; Chordata; Aves; Passeriformes; Pipridae. Gene Ontology annotation, cellular component: intermediate filament. The record is from RefSeq and is a predicted model, not a curated record. The transcript has 4 exons. Bases 28 to 333 code for a protein of 101 amino acids.
GAAGCUGGUGCAGCUCCAGCCCCAGACAUGUCCUGCUACACCCCGUGCCGGCCCUGCCAGCCCUGCGGCCCGACCCCGCUGGCCAACAGCUGCAAUGAGCCCUGUGUCAGGCAGUGCCAGGACUCCACUGUUUUCAUCCAGCCCUCCCCCGUGGUGGUGACCCUGCCCGGGCCCAUCCUCAGCUCCUUCCCACAGAACACCGCCGUGGGAUCCUCCACCUCCGCUGCCGUUGGCAGCAUCCUCAGCUCUCAGGGAGUGCCCAUCAACUCCGGGGGCUUUGGCCUCUCUGGCCUUGGUGGUGGCUACUGUGGCAGGAGCUGCUUCCCCUGCUAAAGCUGCUGCCCCUGGCCCUGGCAAGGAACCCAGGGACACACAGGAUGGAACUGCCCUGGGGACGCAGCAUCAUCUUGCUGCUUCCAGAGGGGCUGAGCGAGCCCAGCAGCCCUUGCAGAAGGACGGGGCCAGCCUGGGCUCUGGGCAAGCACGGCCCAGCCCUGCCUCUGCCCUCUGCCACUCUCUCCUUUCCCUCCUGUGUCCUUGUUCCCUUCUGCUCCUGUGGGCUCUCAGCCCCACAGAACCAGCCUGGGGAGGACUUGCUGGCCCUGUUCCCUCUCUGGAUCAGGAAGAUGGGAUCUCUGCCACAGCCAUGGACACACACUAUUGUCUGCCCGUAGUUCUUCCUGUGCUGGAUUCCCCACUCCAACCGACCUCAUUUUCAUCUUUUCACUGAUUAAAGUUCUAUUGCAUCCCAGCUCAUGUCUCUGUGUCAUCCUUUCCCCUGCAGGUGCUCUCCCCAGAUGUCCAGGGAGAGAGGGGAUCCUCAGCGAUGUUUCUCAGAGUAUUUUUGGGGGUGCUUGUGCAAUGUGUAUUGGCACAAUGAUUGGUACCUGAAAGGCUGUGGGAAGACUUUCCAAAGUAUCCAUCCUUUGGUGAAUGCCUGAGCGUUAACCUGGUGGUGCAAGGCGGUGUGUGAUGACCUUCCAGUCCCUUUGUUUUUCCUCUUUUUUGUGUUCCCCUGAUCUCAAACCCAGGGUAUCCCACUCUCUUGCUCUCCCAGUUCUCCCCCACCCCACUGGGACAGUGGAUCUAGAGCAGAGCUGCUCGGUGCUCAGUGCUGACUGGGUUAAACACACCCACACAGGCCCCCAGCCUGUGCAUCUCCCCCUUGCCCUGCUCAUUCCCUGUCUGUGCCCAGGCCUUCCUGGGAAUGUUUUUGGGGAGAGAGAGCCCAGGGAGACACAGAGCAGGAAGAGAGGCAGCGGGUAUGGACUGAGUGUC